GACUGGAAGAGAAGCCUUCGCCCUUCGUUUUCUUAUAAGGAAGAACAUGAAUCUCUCGCUUCUCUCUGCCUAGGGAUUCCUCACUUCCAUCAGCUUCUUCAACUUCCUGGUGAUUUUGGGGCAGGGAUUUCAGGUGUAGUGUAGCGAGUAAUGGGAAUGGGAGGGAAGGAUAGCGGGAGGACCGUGAGUUCAGGGGGCGGCAGGGUGGCUUCCGGCCGGGAUGUGUAUCCGGCUUGGUGUAAAGACGUGAGGGAGUGUUUGGACAGGUUCCAGGUGGGCGUGGAGAAGGGGUUGUCCGAGGAGGAAGUGAACAAGCGGAGGGAGAUCUAUGGCUGGAAUGAGUUUGAGAAGCACGAGGGGCCAUCGAUUUUUAGAUUGAUUUUAGACCAGUUCAACGACACGCUAGUGAGGAUUUUGCUUGUUGCUGCUGUGGUAUCGUUUGUUUUGGCGUGGUAUGAUGGAGAUGAAGGUGGCGAGAUGGAGAUCACUGCCUUUGUGGAGCCUCUGGUGAUUUUCUUGAUUCUGAUUGUCAAUGCCAUAGUAGGCGUCUGGCAAGAGAAUAACGCAGAGCAGGCUUUGGAAGUGCUAAAGGAGAUUCAGUCUGACCACGCAACUGUGAUUCGUGACGGAAUUCGGGUUUCCAGCUUGCCAGCUAAAGAUCUUGUUCCAGGGGACAUCGUUGAGUUGCAAGUAGGGGAUAAAGUGCCGGCUGACAUGAGAGUAAUACAUUUGAUUAGCUCGACCUUCCGUGUGGAGCAAGGUCCAUUGACUGGAGAGAGCGAACCAGUGAGUAAGACGACUAAGGUAGUUCCAGAAGAUGUUGAACUCCAGGGGAAGAAAUGCAUGGUCUUUUCUGGCACAACUGUAGUCAAUGGACAUUGUUUCUGCUUGGUUACUCACACUGGGAUGGCCACGGAGAUAGGACAGGUCCAUUCUCAGAUUCGCGAGGCGACCAUGGUGGAGGAAGAUACACCACUAAAGAAAAAGCUCAAUGAGUUUGGAGAGACUUUGACUGCUAUUAUUGGUGUAAUUUGUGUUCUAGUUUGGCUGAUUAAUUUGAAGUACUUCCUCUCUUGGGAGUUUGUUGAUGGAUGGCCAAGGAACUUUAAAUUUUCUUUUGAGAAGUGCACUUAUUACUUUGAAAUUGCAGUUGCUUUGGCUGUUGCCGCCAUUCCUGAAGGUCUGCCGGCUGUUAUCACGGCAUGUUUGGCACUUGGAACACGUAAGAUGGCUGCUAAGAAUGCUCUGGUCCGCAAGUUGCCCAGUGUUGAAACACUUGGCUGUACAACUGUUAUUUGCUCAGAUAAAACUGGUACCUUGACUACCAAUCAGAUGUCAGUAGCCAAGCUUAUUACUUUGGGUUCAAAGGCAAAUGUUCUGCGAUCCUUCGAUGUCGAAGGGACAACAUAUGAUCCUUUUGAUGGGAAAAUUCAAGACUGGCCGGUAGGGCGGAUGGAUUCCAAUCUUCAAAUGAUUGCAAAGAUUUCAGCUAUUUGCAACGAUGCCAGCAUUGAAAAGUCAGGGGAGCGUUACGUGACCACGGGAUUGCCUACUGAAGCGGCAUUAAAGGUUCUGGUUGAGAAAAUGGGACUCCCUGAUGGCCUAGAUAUUGAGUAUUCCAAAAUCCACAGUGGCGUACCCUGUUGCUGUUCUACAUGGAACAAAAUUGAACGAAGAAUUGCGACUCUUGAGUUUGACCGUGAUAGGAAGUCCAUGAGUGUUAUUGUACGCUCCAGCUCAGGCAAAAGGUCACUAUUGGUGAAGGGUGCUGUUGAGAGUUUGCUAGAGAGAAGUACACAUGUGCAAUUGUUGGAUGGUUCUGUUGUAGUACUAGAUGUCAGUACAAAAGAUUUGAUAUUGCAAAGCGCCAGUGAAAUGUCAUCUAAAGCAUUACGUGUACUGGGUUUUGCGUAUAAGGAGACCUUACCUGGCUUUCAAACAUAUGAAGGUGAUGAAGACCACCCAGCCCAUGACCUAUUGCUUAAUCCUGCCAAUUAUCCAUCAAUUGAAAGUAAACUCAUAUUUGUUGGUGUGGCUGGUAUUAGGGAUCCUCCUCGGAAAGAGGUACGUAAAGCAAUAGAGGAUUGCAGAGAAGCUGGAAUUCGUGUUAUAGUUAUAACCGGAGAUAACAAGAAUACAGCUGAAACAGUUUGCCGUGAAAUUGGUGUUUUUGGACCCAAUGAGAACAUUUCCUCAAGAAGCUUAACUGGCAAAGAAUUCAUUGAACUUGCUGACCCAAAAUCACUUUUAGGACGAAGUGGAGGGCUUUUAUUCUCUAGGGCUGAGCCAAGGCAUAAACAAGAGAUAGUGAGAAUUCUCAAAGAAGUCGGCGAGGUGGUUGCCAUGACUGGGGAUGGAGUUAAUGAUGCACCCGCUCUCAAGCUGGCUGAUAUUGGAAUCUCAAUGGGAAUUACGGGGACUGAGGUAGCAAAAGAAGCUUCUGACAUGGUUCUGGCAGAUGAUAAUUUUGGCACAAUAGUUGCUGCUGUUGGUGAAGGCAGGUCCAUAUACAACAACAUGAAAGCCUUUAUCAGGUACAUGAUUUCAUCAAACAUUGGAGAGGUUGCUUCUAUAUUUCUUACUGCUGCUUUAGGAAUUCCAGAGAGCCUGAUUCCAGUUCAACUUCUGUGGGUCAACUUAGUGACUGAUGGACCCCCGGCAACAGCUUUGGGUUUCAAUCCACCCGACGAAGAUAUAAUGAAAAAACCACCGAGGAAAAGUGACGAUUCAUUAAUCAAUGCUUGGACCUUGUUCCGCUAUCUGGUGAUUGGGAUGUAUGUAGGCAUUGCGACCGUCGGGGUUUUCAUCGUCUGGUACACCCAAAGCUCAUUCCUUGGGAUUGACCUAACCAGGGACGGCCACAGCCUCGUCACAUAUUCCCAGCUUUCCAACUGGGACGAGUGCCACUCGUGGAACAACUUCACAGCUUCACCCUUCACAGCCGGCACGCAAGUCUUCAGUUUCAACGACAACCCGUGCGACUACUUCCAAGGAGGCAAGAUCAAAGCCACGACACUGUCCCUCUCCGUUCUGGUGUGCAUCGAGAUGUUCAAUUCCCUAAAUGCCCUUUCGGAGGACGGGAGCCUCUUGACGAUGCCGCCUUGGGUCAACCCGUGGCUUCUUUUGGCAAUGGCCGUCUCCUUCGGCCUCCACUUCUUGAUACUCUACGUGCCCUUCCUCGCCCGGGUGUUUGGGAUCGUGCCCCUAAGCCUGAACGAGUGGCUUCUGGUGCUGGCCGUCGCGUUCCCCGUGAUAUUGGUGGACGAAAUCCUCAAGUGUGUGGGUAGGUUUAGCACUGGUGUGAAGAGGAGAGAAAGAAAACUUGCAGCAAAGCACAAGGCAGAAUGAGGAGAAUGUGCCCACAAACAAACAUCAAAGGUUCGUUAUUCUCUUUCUUUCUUUCUUUCUUUCUUUCCUUUUUUAACCCAAGCCAUAUGAGAUAGGAGAAGAUGAUUUGGUUAGUCGGGGGACAUUUAUUAGUCCAAAAAUCACCAUUUAAUUGUGUGGUUUUUAUUUUUAUCCCCACCAUUUUCUCCCCAAUUGUAAACCCUUUUUUUUUAGUUUCGUCUCUAUGUUUUUAUUUCAUGUCAUCUUUGUAUUGAACUUAUUUAUUCCAAGUUUUUAAAAAUGGGAAUUUGCUUGGUUGUACAACUGAUGGCAAUGAGGGUUCCCUUGUUGGGUUGGGCCUCGGCCCAAUAGAUUGGGCUAUCCUAU
Cuscuta campestris is the source of this 3714-nucleotide messenger RNA. NCBI's taxonomy places the organism in Eukaryota, Viridiplantae, Streptophyta, Magnoliopsida, Solanales, Convolvulaceae. The record is from the annotation of a GenBank genome assembly.